This is a messenger RNA of Austrofundulus limnaeus, 3472 nucleotides long. RefSeq names its product zinc finger protein 740b (gene znf740b). The transcript is spliced from 6 exons. Gene Ontology annotation, biological process: regulation of transcription by RNA polymerase II. Gene Ontology annotation, cellular component: nucleus. NCBI's taxonomy places the organism in Eukaryota, Metazoa, Chordata, Actinopteri, Cyprinodontiformes, Rivulidae. Gene Ontology annotation, molecular function: DNA-binding transcription factor activity, RNA polymerase II-specific. The record is from RefSeq and is a predicted model, not a curated record. The coding region runs from base 706 to 1503 and encodes 265 amino acids.
UUUUUUUAAAGAAAUGAAUAAAGUUUAAAUCAAAUUACAAAAUAAUAAAAUAAGUGGUCAGUGCUCAUUAAAAAAAGAAUAUCCACUAUCUAAUAUCAUUACUUGCCCUUAAAAAUAUACAUAUUGAGUGUUUGGAUGAAGAACUGUGCAAAAUGGAAAAUAUUAGAGAUUUUGCUCAAUAUUCAAWUCAAUUCAAAAUUCAAAUUCAAAAAUACUUAUUUGAUCCCAGAGGGAAAUUAGGUAUUCAUGGAUUUCCACCAAUAUCUACCCUUGAAAUAUUGUCUCUGAGCAGGGGAGAGAGCCUGAUAACUGUCACACUUCUAACCCUCGACUUUAGUAUAUAAAUAGUUUUGUAUUUAUCUUUAUUACCUAAUAUAUGAAACAUUUGAUUAUGAAUUAAAACUAUAUAAAGUGUAUUUUACUUUCAUAUUUUCCUUUUUAUGUUUUUUUUUUUUUAUAUAUACAUGCUGUUUUCUGUCAUCCAUCCAAACCCAAGGUAUGCCACAAACGUCUCUGGCUCUCUUUCCGGAUGAACAAAGCUCAAUAAUGUUCGACCGGAAUCUCUGGUCACGUAUCCAUCUGCCUCUAUUUUCAGACUUUGGUCCCCGAUGAUUUGUGUGUGUGUGUGAUCUCUUCUGUCACCCCUCAUCCUGAGUGAAGCCCCCCCUCUGUCCCCUCAAACACGCACGCAUUCAAACCACGGCGAUGACACACCAUUCCACCAAUUCAGUUCGAGACCAUAUGAAAUGGGCUGGGUUGCUGGGCUGCGAAGCGGUGUUGUCUAGCAUGGCCUUGAUGCAGGCCAACAAUAUGCCAGGCCAGAAGAAAAUGUCAUCAAUGGGUCAGGGGCACAGGGCCAAUCCUGGGAGCCACCAGACACACUCACAACACAGCCACAACCACCAYGGACACCAGGUUCACCACGGACAAGCCCACCACAGCCAUAUGGGACACCCCUCAGGCGGGAGCCUUCCACCCCUGCUAAUCCGAAAAGAUGGAGACUAUCACACGUCAAGGAUUAUUGAGAGCAAGGAUGCCCAGACAAACCAGAAUUUGCACCGCAAGAAGAAACACAAAAAAUCUUCCCACAAGGUGAAAGAGAAAGUUGAGCAGUUAUUGCCACACUUUGAUAUGGAUGACGACAACUCCUUCAAAGUUCAGAAGAACUUYAUCUGUGAUCACUGCUACGGGGCUUUCCGGAGCAGCUACCACCUAAAGCGACAUAUCCUCACACACACAGGGGAAAAACCCUAUGCCUGUGAUGCGUGUGAUAUGCGGUUCAUUCAGCGUUACCACCUGGACAGACACAAGAGGGUGCACAGUGGAGAGAAGCCGUACCAAUGUGAUCGAUGUCAUCAGAAUUUUUCACGGACAGACAGGCUGCUGAGACACCGACGGCUGUGUACAGUUGGAGUGAGCAAAGAAGAAAACCAGUACUCCCAGAACGCAACUCCCCACACAGCAUCUUGGAGUCCGCUCCAGCCCUCCAACAACCGUCUCUGACUGUCUGAGCAGGAGCUCUCCAACAUCAGUCCGCAGUUCAGUUCCACCUCUCACUGGAGUUUUGAUCCGGAAAAAAAAAAAUCCUGAGCUCAAGACAACUUUAGUUUGCUCUCGCCAACUGGUUCAUUGAGCUCAAUACUGGAUAUCUGUUCUUUCUGCUUACUGUUACAUUCAUCAUACAAGCAGAGGUGGAUGGACAAGCUUGGACUGUGGGUGAUUAUGAAAAUAACUGACAAAAGUAGUUCUCAAGAUUUCAAGUUGUUUUAUUUUUUUCAAUUCAGAAAUGUCUGCCUCCAUUAGUGGUCCAAACAGUUCGAUACUUCUUUCACAUUCUUUUCACCUGUAAUCAACUCUGCACCUGCCUGUUUCCAUAUUUUUUAAACAUGGACAUUUAAUGCGAGACACACAAAGCAAAGUAACAUUGUAGUGUAAAACUCUUUGUCUUAUGUUUAGUCAUAAACCAGCUACUACUGACAGGCAGAAUGCUGGCAACAGCUUUAUUCUAUUUUUUUUCCUAAACGGAGUAAUCGCCAGUUAAAUGCUGUAGAUCAAUUUAAUGUAUACUGAUUUAAAUACUUUAUUACAGUGUAAAAUUUUAAAUAGUUAUUUCUUUAUUCUGUACGUAGAAAAUAGUAUUUCYUUGCUCAACACACAAAUAGAUCUGAACUAAAUUCUUACAUGCUAAUUAUGUAAACAAGCAGAACUACACCUUCAAAUAAGGUGUAAAAAAAUCAAACGAGAGCACUAAUGUUUUGUAUCUGUUUUAGUUUUGCUUUUUAUUAGUAACUGUUUGCACACAUGCUCACAAUUUGACUUUGUCUUACAUGAAUUUGGUCAAUAUAUAUAUACUUCAUAUAUAUAUGAAUAUAUAUAUAUAUAUAUAUAUAAAUAAUCUUACACUGUUAGUUGUAAUAUGUAUGUGGCUUUUUAGAAGCCCAGAUCAUUUGAAGCCUGUGGAUAGUGGCAGUCARGAGUAACUGGAAUAAAACAAAAACUUGUUCCAAAUAUGACUUUUUCUGGUGUUUGCCCAAAAAGACCCCCUGAUGGACAUUCUUGGUGUUAAUGUUUUCUCAAAACAAAACCAUAUCAAUGUUUUCUCAAUUUAUUAGUUAUAGAUUUCUGUUUCUCUAUAAAACUGUCAUAUUUUUGAAAUGUAUUCAUGUUCAUCAAGUUCUUGAUGAAACUUGUGAUGGAAAUGAUUUGAUAAACAUGAGUAAGACUGUUUCCAUAUUCUUUUCUGGGUGGUGAAAACCAUUAAUUUAUCUCAUUUGCAAAUUUAAAGUGCUGACCUCUGUCUGACUGAAUGUUUUCUGAUUACGGUGCUGUAUUAUUUCCUGUCCCGUUUGCAUCUUCAGUGAAGAUGGAUGGUUGUCUUUUUGUUGACAGGAAAUGAGUUCAGGCCUGCAAAUCUUGAAACUAGASUGUAAUCACCAAACUAAAGUUGUAGUUCACUUGUAAAGGAGCCUGUUUUAACCGUUCUAGACAAAAAUGUUUUAUUGUAGUCAGGUAGCUCUGUUGCUGUCAAGCUUGUAGAUUGUGCAAUCAGAGUUUGGCGUCCGCCAUUUACUUUUUACAGCUUGUGAACUUAAUAUAUUUAGAGGUUUCAAAUGUCUUAGGUGUAGCCAUUAGUGUGCCUGGGACCUAACCACCAAAAGCAAAUCAAAGCUUUUACAAGAUCCUUAGUCCUUGUUUUUUUUUUCAAACUUGUGCUGAAAAGGUCAGUGCAAGCCACUGCUGGGUUUAGACAGAUUUUAUUUGCCAUCUGUAUUAUUUCAGUAAUAACCAUUAUGUAGAGUAGUUCCAUGAUUUUGUUUAUUGCAUGUAAUUGUUAAAUGAGCUUGUAAAUAUAUUUUUUUUCUUUAAUGAAGGCCUUUAGUAUUUUGUCAUGUCGGGACUGAAGUGAAAAGGCGACUUUGUCACUUUGUACUGAACGGGGUCACAAUAAAGGUUUGUUUUUGGUUUUUUAAUA